CUGACGUCACACUUGCGACGGAAGUAGUUCUAACUAAAACACCAUUCUGGCUGAUUCAUUGCAGACAAGCGAGCGGAUUCUCUUCUGCGUUGUUAAAGUUGUCUUCAACCUCUGGAAGCUGACAGCCAACACUAACAGAUCCUGAUAUGGACCGUCUGUUAAGACUGGGAGGUGGGAUGCCGGGACUGGGCCAGGGGCCCCCGACAGAUGCACCAGCUGUGGACACAGCAGAACAAGUCUACAUCUCGUCUCUGGCCCUGCUCAAGAUGUUGAAGCACGGCCGUGCGGGCGUGCCCAUGGAGGUCAUGGGGUUGAUGCUGGGGGAGUUUGUCGACGACUACACCGUGCGGGUCAUCGACGUGUUUGCCAUGCCCCAGUCUGGAACAGGUGUGAGCGUUGAGGCGGUGGAUCCUGUGUUCCAAGCCAAGAUGUUGGACAUGCUGAAGCAGACUGGCAGGCCCGAGAUGGUGGUGGGCUGGUACCACAGUCACCCUGGCUUUGGCUGCUGGUUGUCCGGGGUGGACAUCAACACACAGCAAAGCUUUGAGGCGCUGUCGGAGAGAGCUGUGGCAGUGGUGGUGGAUCCUAUUCAGAGCGUCAAGGGAAAGGUCGUCAUUGAUGCCUUCAGACUGAUCAAUGCCAACAUGAUGGUGUUGGGUCAUGAACCAAGACAGACCACAUCUAAUCUGGGUCAUCUCAACAAACCCUCAAUCCAGGCUCUGAUUCAUGGACUGAACAGACACUACUACUCCAUCACUAUUAACUACAGGAAAAAUGAGUUGGAGCAGAAGAUGCUGCUCAACUUGCAUAAAAAGAGCUGGAUGGAAGGUCUCACACUUCAGGAUUACAGCGAGCACUGCAAACUGAAUGAAACUAUCGUCAAGGAAAUGCUGGAACUAGCAAAGAACUACAACAAGGCUGUAGAAGAAGAGGACAAAAUGACACCAGAGCAGCUGGCAAUCAAGAAUGUUGGCAAACAGGACCCCAAGAGGCACCUGGAAGAGCACGUAGACGUGUUAAUGACCUCAAACAUUGUCCAGUGUUUGGCGGCCAUGUUGGAUACGGUUGUGUUCCAGUGAUCUGUAGUAUAUCUCCUUCUUUUAUAGCAAAUACAUGUAUGUACCCUUCA
This is a messenger RNA of Nerophis lumbriciformis (worm pipefish), 1129 nucleotides long. RefSeq names its product proteasome 26S subunit, non-ATPase 14 (gene psmd14). Gene Ontology annotation, molecular function: protein binding; metallopeptidase activity. The record is from RefSeq and is a predicted model, not a curated record. NCBI's taxonomy places the organism in Eukaryota, Metazoa, Chordata, Actinopteri, Syngnathiformes, Syngnathidae.